Molecule: messenger RNA, 498 nt
Organism: Encephalitozoon cuniculi GB-M1
Lineage: Eukaryota; Fungi; Microsporidia; Unikaryonidae
Exons: 1
Coding region: 1-498 (165 amino acids)
Source: RefSeq, marked provisional
AUGUCGAAAAGAAAUGAGGAUCAAGUGAACUACAAUGUCUUUGCACUGAUAUAUACAUCAUUUGUCAACAAAGUCAUCAGAGACAGGGCAGACAGAAGCAAGGAAAGGCUGUUUGCGAUUGGAUUGAGGAUCGGAGAAAGGAUGGCAGACGACUUUUUCCUUGUGUCCAAGCCCAGGAAGCCCAUGAGCCUGGUAGAUGUUUCGAGAGACAUAUCGGAAUCCUUCUUCCCACACUACUUCUCGCUCCGUCCCACAUGCAACGGAUGCAUCAUUGGGCUGGGGAAGUUUCUGGUACUUCAGUACACAAAGAAGGAGGAGGAAUGCCUGGAGAUGAUCUGUGGAAUCCUGCAGAGUGUCUACAGCCAUGUGUCCAGGGACAGUAUCAAGUUUGAAGCCAUGGAGCACAAUGGAGAGCAUUGCAUAGUGGUGCGGAAGAAGACGGAUUUGGCGGGGCCUUCUGUGGUGGGACUCAGAGAAGAGGCUUCGGAAGAAAGCUAG